This is a messenger RNA of Plasmodium reichenowi, 2904 nucleotides long. RefSeq lists its product as hypothetical. The record is from RefSeq and is a predicted model, not a curated record. The transcript has a single exon. The annotation marks the transcript as partial. Lineage: Eukaryota; Apicomplexa; Aconoidasida; Haemosporida; Plasmodiidae.
AUGAAUGAAAAGAAAAAACUUGAUAUUAUCCGUAACAUGCUAGGAGAACUUCUGGGGAACAAGGAAGAUGAGAAUAAUAAAGGAAAUGAAAAGAAGGAUAAAUUAAAAAAGAAAUAUAUUGAAAAAUCUAAAAAAGUUUUACAUUUUUAUAGAAAUUAUAUGAAUGUUUUAGAUAAGGAGGAAUUAGAUAAAUUUGAAAACUUCUAUAAUAUGGUAUUAAACAAUUCUUUUGAUUUUUCUAAAAAAGAUAAUAUAGAUAUUUAUAUGUAUUGUAAUGUAUAUCCUAUAUUAAAGAGAACAUUUGAAUCGUUUGUUUCUUAUCUUUCUAAUUUAUUACAACAUAAAGAUGAUGAUAAUUACAAAAAAAUUAUAAAUAAUUUUGAUCCCAUAUUAUUAUUUUCUCAAUAUAUUAUACGAUUAACUGAUGAUGAUGAUGAUGAUGUUGAUGGGUUUUCCUUAAACGAGGUGGACAACAAUAUGAAAAUAUGUAUGAAAAAUACACAUGAGACGGAAAAAAAUUAUAUUAAUUAUAAUAUGUAUUCAACAAUAAAAAAAGAAGAACAUUAUUUACAGGAUGGAUAUUAUAAGAAUGAUGAAAAAUAUAUAAAAUGCACUACCAUGAAAAAUAAAGACAUUUUAGGAAACAACAAAAUUAAAAAUGAAAUUAAAGACUUUUAUAAUACUUAUGAUAACUUAAUAGAAGAAAAUAAAAUAAAAGAACAACAGAAAAGAAAAGAAAUUAGGAAAAAUAUUUAUGAAAAAAAAAACAUUUUAUCUCAAGAUGAAAUUUCUUUAUAUGAAAAUUAUUAUGAAGAAAAUAUUAAAAUAAAAACAUCUAUUCGUUAUAGAAAAAAAACAAAUUUAAAUUCGACAUCAUAUAUUGAUAUAAACAAUUCUAAUAAAUGGUCAAACCAUUUUCCAAAUACUUUUAAUAUAUCAUUAGAUUUGAAAGAAUCCAUAGAAUCCGUUAUAUGUCAAGAUGGUAUAAUAAAUACAGAAAAUAAAAUACAUAUAAAAAGUUCUCAUAAUAUAGAAAUGAAGGAAUUAAAAAAUAAUAAUGAUAAUAUAAGUUGUAAAAAUUUUACAAAUAAUUCUUAUAUAAAAAAGGAAGAUGAUGUUAAUCUAGAAGAAUAUAAAAAUAAUGAAAAAGAAGAUAAUUUUGAUAAUAUUAUUAAACUAAUAGAAAGUCAAGAAAACUCCUAUAUUGAAAAACGAAUUUAUUUAUUAUUAAAUAAAUGGGUUAAAGAAGAAAAUGGUAGGAAAUUUAUUUUACAUAAUAAAUCAAAAAUAGAACCUUUAUUUAAUGAAUAUAAGAAAAAAAAUUAUAUUGUUACUGAUAGGGAUAUAAUACCAUUGUUAUUUUUUAUAGAUAAAAAAUUACAUUUAAAUUAUUCUUUAGUACAUCCAUAUAAUUAUAAUUAUUUUUAUUAUAUUUUUCAUUUAAAUUCUUCUUUUUAUUGUGCUGAUACUAAUAGUAUUACAUUUGAAGAAUUAUGGAAUUUCCUAGUUUCCAAUUUACCUUUAAAUAAUUAUUUAUAUAAAGAAGAUAUUAUAAUAGGUCUAGAAAAAUAUGAAAAAAAAAAACAACUUCAUAAGAAUUACCUUUUUACUGUAACGUUUAUUAAAAAUUUUCUACUUUUAAUUUUGAUAGAUAUAUUUUUCAUGUUAUCAUAUAUAAUUAAAACACAUUAUUAUAAGUGUAUCUUCGAUUAUAUAUAUUUAGAAAAAAAUAUGCAUGAUGUAGAAAAAACAGACCACUAUGUCAAGCAAGAUAUGAAAGAGACAGAUAUAGAUGAAGAAAUAAAAACAAAAAAUAAAAAAAAUAAAAAAAAUAAAAAAAAUAAAAAAAAUAAUAAUGAUAAUAGUAAUGAUAAUAGUAAUGAUAAUAGUAAUAAUGAUGAUAAUAAUAAUGAUGAUAAUAAUAAUGAUGAUAAUAAUAAUGAUGAUAAUAAUAAUGAUAAUAAUAAUAAUGAUAAUAAUAAUAAUGAUAAUAAUAAUGAUAAUUUUUUCCUUUAUAUUACCACUUCUUUUUCUUCUUUUCUUUCCUCGUCUUCUUCAGCUUCAUCUACAUCUAAUAUCUCUUCUACCACAACAAUAACAUAUAAAGGUGUAGAAAAUAACGGAUAUGUUAAAAAUAAGGAGCAUAUAAUAAAAGAACCUAUUCAAGAAAAACAAGAUAAUAAUGAUGCUAUAUUUAAUCAUCAUCAAGUUUUUCAAAAAGAUACAGAAUGUGCAUGUGAUGAAAAUAGCAUAUGGAAUAAUACAGAAAGUAAAAUAUUAAAUACAAAUUGUCAAUGUGAAAAAAAUGAAAAUAAUAUAAAAGAUAUUAAAAAAAAAGACAAUAUAAAUGAAAGUAACAUAAAAGAAGAUAAGAAGGAGGAAUCUUUUUUAUCAAAUGAAUUAAACGCAUUUAUUAAUUUUUUAUUGCUUCUUUGGGGUAUUAAUAUAUCCUUUGAUCAUAUAAAUCAUGAAGAAUUUUUAAUUACAGAAGAAUUAUCAUCCGAUAUGGAUGAUAAUUUUAUAAAUGUAGAUACAAAUUAUUCAACAAAUAAGUGUACUACUACUAAUUGUAAUAAUAAUAGUAAUAAUUAUAAAGAUGAUGAUGAAAAAUUAAAAAGCAUUAACCAAACAAAUAAAAAAGUAAAAUGUAAAAAGGGGGAUAUUAGAAAUAAUUAUAGUUCAUUUGAUACAAAUGAUGAGGAUAAAGAAGAAAAAAUAACAAACACAUGGAAAAUGAAGACACAAAAUUUAUACAACAAAAAUUAUCAAAGUGAAAGUAAUAUGAAUAUAUCAAUAAAAAAAUAUAAAAAAAAUAUCCCCCCCAAAAAAAAAAAAAAAAAUGAGGAAAGAACAAAAAGUUUGAUAAUAAUAAAUAGAAAUAAAAUAAAUAAUCACAAUAAUAAU